AUGAAGAAACUUGAUUUACAAAUCGCCCAGGAAAGAAAUAAAACGCCAAGUGCAACUACCGGAGUCACGGCCCAGAGACCAAGACUGAGUAAAGGUUUUCCUGCCAUGACAACCGAAGAUCUACCUUGUUACCUCGACAUGUUCGAGAUGGCAGCUAGGAGAGACAAGGUUUUAGAAGAAGACUGGGUGGCACAGCUGCAGGAGAAAAUAACACCUAAACUAAGGCAAUUCCUGACACAGAGAAGAUUAGUGGACUGCACUGACUACGAGAAGAUAAAAAAAGAGCUCUUAGACUAUGUGGGAAUGACGGAGGAAGCCUGCAGGAAAAGAUGGCAUGAGACUGUCCCAAUUGAAGAUGGCCCAAGAGAAUUUUUUGUGGCAUUACAAAAGAACUUCCGACAGUGGUGCGAGGCGGCGAAAAUAGAACGAAACUUUGAUCAGCUGGAGGAGCUAAUAUUGAAAGACUCUAUACUCAGUGCCCUAAACGAGGAGGUAAGAGAAGAGAUCCUAGAUAAAGAACCUGAGUCGUUGGAAAAGCUAGUUGAUUUGUUGGAGAACAGAAAGAUAAUCUUCUCCAGUAAAAGCAUUUUCAAGAAAUCGAGAACUUAUCAGGCCAACGCAGUGGGUGACAGAAAUUUGAAUAGGCAAAAUUACUACUACCAAACCAGUCCUAGCAGACCAAACUACAUCAGGCCAAACAUUGAAUACAAUGAGCUCAGAAGAAAUUUCGUCAGACCCCGCUAUAGCAAUUCUUACAACAGAGCAAGAGGGCGAUGGAAUAGGCCAGAUUACACAUUUAGCAACCAAGUUAACAACAGAAGAAACAACUAUGGAAAUGGAAUGUACCAGAAUAACCAAGGAAGGUAUAGAAAUGAGACAAGAAGGAACUACUCCAAUCAAGCCGAAUGUGCCGUGGUGCAAUUGCCUGAUAGACAAGGGACUUGCAAUCUGAUCUACCACAAUCCAGAAAGUGUGGCCAACUUCAUUAUGAACGACAAGUCUAUUGGAUCGCUAAACAUAGAAGUAGGAAAACUGAAUGGAAGAAAGGCGUCGAUCCUGAGAGACAGCGGCUGUAGCGUUAUCGCCGUAAGAGAGACACUUGUCAAUGAAAAAGAUAUUUUGCCAGAGAAAUGCUCCUUGUGCUUAGCAGACGGGCAAAUAUUUAGAUACAAGACCGCAAAGGCAAUGCUUGACACACCUUACCUGAAAGGAGAAUUCAUCGUCGUGCUAUUUCCGGAGCCGGUCGCUGAUGUGUUAAUAGGCAAUGUGAAAGGUCUGUUUGUGUCAGCCGUAGAGACGAGAGGAAUGAAGGACAGAGAAAGGGAAGAAACUCAAGUAAAGACGCCAAUCAUAGGAACAAUUAUAGAAGGGAGUCUAGAGAAGGAACAAGAAGAAGAUGAAACUCUGGCACCACUAUGGAGAAAAUGUACCGAGCAAACAACACAAGUGACUAAAGAAGCAUGUAUUACGUUUGUCAGGAAGAAGAGUUUGCUUUACAAGAGAGUUACGUCCCUUACAGAACCUCAAGUUGUGAAAGAUCUUUUAGUUGUUCCUAAGGGCAGGCGUAAGUUAAUACUGGAAAACGCCCACAGCUCACCACUGGCAGGGCAUAUGUCUGUAAAGAAAACAAAACUUCGUAUCUACUCUGAAUUUUAUUGGCCAGGGGUCGACAAAGAUGUAAAGCAGUUAGUAAGGUGCUGCGACCCAUGUCAGAGAGCAAAAGUUCCAGGGAGAGCUGGUAAAGCAGUGCUGGGGAAGAUGGACAGACAAGGUGUACCAUUUAGGAAAUUCGCUAUAGACCUGGUUGGACCUCUUCCUAUGACAGAAAGUAAACAUAGAUACAUCCUAACUAUGAUAGACACAUUCUCCAGAUGGCCUGAAGCUGUACCGUUGAGAAAUAUAGAGACAACUACUGUGAUAGAAGCUUUGUAUUCGGUCUGCACUAGGAUUGGUUUUCCAGAGGCCAUUCUCUCAGACAAUGGUUCUCAAUAUGGUUCAGAUUUAUACACAGAAGUCUGCAAAUUCUUCAAUGUGAAGAUAAUCAAGUCCUCGCUAUACCACCCGGCCUCGAAUGGAUGCGUAGAACGCCUACAUGGUUCACUUAAGAGCAUAUUAAGAAAGCUGUGUUCUGAACGAUCUAAAGAUUGGGACAAAUACUUAGCCUCGGCAUUAUUCGCUAUAAGAGAACUGCCCAACGAUACAACAGGAUUUUCACCCUACGAACUUGUAUUUGGAAGAAAAAUUAGAGGGCCGAUGGCAAUUUUGAAGAAACUUAUGACCAAAGAAAAAGAAGUUGACACUAAUUAUACUAACUUGUUUGAAUAUCUUGAGGAAUUAAAAGAAAGACUACAAAGCACAGCUAAGAUUGCAUGUGAUAAUGAAGACACAGCGAGGCAAGAACAAAAACGACUAUAUGAUAGAAACACUGUAAAAAAAAGUUUUGCUACAGGAGAAAUGGUAUUAGUGUUGAAACCAAAAAAGGGAGAUAAGCUCAAAUUAUAUUGGGAAGUUGAAGUAACAAGUAACAAUGUUGCCAACAGUAGCUGUAAAAGUAACAUUUUGUCUGCUGCAUUUAUUGGAGUCGUUGAUGAAUAUGACCAUGAUGAAACAGGGCAAAUCAUUGAUAAUGAGAUAGAAGAAUUAAAACUACCGGAAAUGAUCCAUGGAAAUGGAGAAAUAAACCAAAGGGCAAUAACCAUUAAUAAAGACUUAAACCAAACUCAGAAAAAUGAAGUUGAAAAACUUUUUGAAGACUUCGCACACGUAAUCUCAGAUGUACCAGGAAAAGCGAAAGUGGAGCCCUUUAAAAUAACUCUAACAUCGGAUAAGCCUGUCAAUUUAAAACCUUAUAAUGUACCAAUGGCGAUGAGACAAAGGCUACAAGAAGAAAUUGAGUCGAUGAUUAACAUGAAUAUUAUUGAAGAGAGUGAAUCGCCUUAUGCAUCUCCUAUGAUCUUAAUCAAAAAGAAAGAUGGAACUUUGAGACCAGUUGUUGAUUAUAGGCAAUUAAAUUCCAUAACAAAAUUUGAUGCAGAAGUCAUACCAGAUCAAGAGGAACUGUUUAUCACACUAAGGAAAGCCAAAUAUUUUAGUAAAUUAGACCUAACGAAAGGUUACUGGCAGGUGCCAUUAGAAGAGAGUAGUAAGCAGUACACAGCGUUCAAAGUACCUAAUGCACACUAUCAAUUCAAAUAUCUCCCAUUUGGUUUAAAAAACAGUCCUAGUUUCUUUAACAGAACAAUGCGUAGAGUGCUAAAAGGUUUAGAACAAGUUGUUUGUUAUUUUGAUGAUCUUUGUGUGUACAACGCUGAUUGGCAUAGUCACAUGUUCUCACUGAGACAGGUGCUUGAGAGGUUAGGAGAAUUCAAUAUUACUGUUAAGCCUAACAAGUUACUAAUUGGGUUCCAAACUAUUACAUUCCUAGGCCAUAAGAUCGGCCAAGGCUUUCUUCAGCCUGAAAAUUCUAAUGUCAGUAAGAUUCUGCAGCUACGGUACCCUAAAACAAAGAAGGAAACCCGAUCAUUAUUAGGUCUGCUCAAUUAUUAUCGCUCCUUCAUUCCAAACUUUUCAAGCUUGUUGUCUCCCUUUACUGAAAUUCUUAAAAAAGGGCACCCUUCUAAAGUUGCUAAGACUGUGGAGGGGGAGGUUGCAUUGGAGCGUAUACAAAGAUACUUGACUUCUCAUCCCAUUUUAAUGUUGCCUGAUCCGGAUAAAUGUUUUUAUCUACAGUGUGAUGCUUCGGACAAGGCUGUUGCAGUUGCUGCUCUACAGUACGUGGGAAACAAAUUGCAUCCUGUCCGUUUCCUCAGCAGAAAAUUACUCCCACGUGAAUGUAAAUACAGUAUAAUGGAGCGUGAGUUGUUAGCAUUAACAUGGGGAAUUAAGAAGUUGGAACACUUCUUGUAUUCAAGUAAGUUCAUUGUUUGGACUGAUCACCUGAAUCUCAAGUAUCUCAAGUCUGCAACCACCAAUGCUCGUAUUGCUAGAUGGAUAUUAUACCUUAUGGACUUUGACUUUGAAAUUCAGCACAUAAAAGGUACAGACAACUUUUGGGCUGACCCAUUGUCUAGGCUGACAGUUUGA
Messenger RNA from Biomphalaria glabrata, 4083 nucleotides. RefSeq lists its product as uncharacterized. Gene Ontology annotation, molecular function: nucleic acid binding. The record is from RefSeq and is a predicted model, not a curated record. Lineage: Eukaryota; Metazoa; Mollusca; Gastropoda; Planorbidae. The coding region runs from base 1 to 4083 and encodes 1360 amino acids. The transcript is spliced from 2 exons. Gene Ontology annotation, biological process: DNA integration.